AUGUUUCGCAACAAUUACGACAACGAUUCCGUCACAUUCUCUCCGCAGGGCAGAAUAUUCCAGGUCGAAUAUGCCGCCGAGGCCGUGAAGCAAGGUUCCGUCGUUGUGGGAUUGACAAGCAAGACACAUGCCGUUUUGGUCGCCAUCAAGCGCAAUGCCGAAGAACUCUCCUCCUACCAAAAGAAACUGUUCGAAGUAGACGAGCAUGUCGGCCUAGCCAUCGCAGGCCUCACCUCAGACGCCCGCGUCCUCUCCAACUUCAUGAAGCAGCAAUGCCUCUCGCAACGGCUAACCUACGAUCGGCCCAUGCCCAUCGAGACGCUCGUGUCCAUGAUCGGCGACAAAGCCCAGCUCAAUACGCAGCACUACGGCAAGCGGCCCUACGGCGUCGGCUUGCUGAUCGCGGGCGUCGACGAGACGGGCCCUCACCUCUUCGAAUUCCAGCCCAGCGGCAUGACCCAGGAGAUGGUGGCGUGCGCCAUCGGGGCCCGCUCCCAGAUGGCCCGGACGUACCUCGAAAAGAAUGCCGACAACUUCAACGACUGCGGCCGCGAGGAGCUCAUUAGGCAUGGCUUGCGCGCGCUCAAGGAGACGCUGGUGCAGGACCGUGAGCUGACGGUCGAUAAUACGAGUGUGGGCGUGGUAGGAUUCAAGGAGACCGGGAAGAAGGCGCUGGAGUUCUUCAAAGUGCAUGACGGGGCGGAGGUGAAGGAGUGGAUUAACAGCGUUGAGGAGGAUGCUGAUGCGGGUGGUGAGACGGCGGCGGAGGAGGGCGGGGCGGCGGCUGAGGGUAUGCAAGUUGACGAGUAA
This is a messenger RNA of Pseudomassariella vexata, 810 nucleotides long. Its product is annotated as putative proteasome subunit alpha. The coding region runs from base 1 to 810 and encodes 269 amino acids. The record is from RefSeq and is a predicted model, not a curated record. Gene Ontology annotation, cellular component: proteasome core complex; nucleus; proteasome core complex, alpha-subunit complex. The transcript has 3 exons. Gene Ontology annotation, biological process: ubiquitin-dependent protein catabolic process. NCBI's taxonomy places the organism in Eukaryota, Fungi, Ascomycota, Sordariomycetes, Amphisphaeriales, Pseudomassariaceae.